AGUAGCGAGAGUUCUUUUGCUUAUAAGAACGUCAGCAGUCUUGCUGCAUGUGAAACACCUGCUCUUCGUUCUUUACUUUUUGCCACGCGACAGUAGCUCAGACGUCAGUUGUCUUGCUUCCAUAUUCGGACUCAUAUCUAGGUACAUAGCUAGCUAAACAAGGACAGACCGACAGCUCGAGUCUACCAUCGUCAACCUACUACUUCCAACGACUGUUUCGAUUCUCAAUGAAAACCUACUAAAACCUCGCAUACAUAGCAUCACCACUAUGGGUGCAACUCAGUACUAUCGCUCUCAGAUUGGCGAAGAAUCCGUCAUCGACUACUCUCAUACCGACUUUCCCUUCAAGCUUCUUGCCAAGGACGUAUACUAUUUCCUUGUCUAUGUAUGGGCACUACCAUGGGUCAUCUGGCCUGUCUAUCCGUUCAAAUGCAAGGUUUUUGACGAGCUCUAUCCAUCACCUCAGAACAUAUUCUGCGUUGUCGUUCACCUUGUUCUCUUCUUCCUGCAGAUAGGAUUCGUCCUGGCCCUACCAUUUUCUAUUGUGUUUCCAGUUUGGAUGGCGGCAACAGGUAUUGCUGGUUUCAUGUUUACGAACUGGCUCAUCUGUAAGCUUCUCAAUGGUAGUAAGGAAACUUACACCUCAGAUGAAAAGUACGCCGAGGCUCGACCUGAGCACGCCCAUGAACAAUGGGUCUUCUUGAACGGUGUUGCUGUCGGAGAACACUGGAUGCAGUCAAACCUGAACCGACUUGCGUUGACUUUCGGCCGGCCUAUUCUUGGCAUUCAUAACCAAACUCGUGGAAUAAUAUUUGAUGUUGUUGAAUGUCUGAUACAGCGUAAUUUUGGCUACGCAACUGGGGAUGUCAGAAUUUGUUUCAGACUUCUCAAAGACAUCCUCUAUGAUGAAAGUAAAUCCAAAGUUGUAUUCGUACUACACUCCCAAGGAGGAAUCGAGGGGGGUCUCGUUCUCGAUUGGUUACUACAGGAGCUGCCACAAGAUCUCAUGUCUAAACUCGAGGUUUACACUUUUGGAAACGCUGCCAACCACUUCAACAACCCUCAUCGCCACCGGUCUUCACAGAGGCUGGCUCGUCUCAAGCCCUUAUCAGCGAUGAGCACUAUUCUUACUGAGUCCUCCUUUGACUCUCCUUCCAGCAGUCCACUCGAAACCAAAGAUGUUUCGGAUCUCAAGACUCGCAAUCCGAUUAGAAAGGAGUCUUCCGGUGUCUCGACUCGGUCGAUUUCCGCUGCCAAAGACAGGUGCAUCCUGCAUGUUGAGCACUACGCCAAUAGUACAGACUUUGUUGCCAUAUGGGGCAUACUGCAUUUUGCAACAAACAGAAUGGAAUCACGAGAACUCCCACGCUUUCAGGGGCGAUUGUUCGCUCGAGCGGACGGUCGUCACGGCGGCCACCAGAUGAAUCAGCAUUACCUAAACGCCAUGUUCCCCUUGAAGAAAGAUGUUGAAACUGGAGAGUACGUGGGCGCUGAUGAAGACAAUGAGUUCAUGAACGAGGCCAUCAAGGUCGGCGAAGAAGGCAGCGCUUCCGCCAACGCGAGAGAAGCCUUCGAAAUAUCGUGGGCUGGAACGCAGGGAUUUGGAUCUGGUGAUGCUUCAACGCCGAUUGAGGUUCAUGGGAUCUCAAACAGAAUCAAGGAGGCUAGUGACGAUCACGGAAUUCGUGUGAAGGAUGUGAGCCGUUUAUGGAGUUACAGAAAUGGUCGAAGUCCUGUAGAAUUACCCCCAAUGCUUGUCUCAGAGAACGGCGUGCCUAGAACAGCAACUCUAUGAGCAUGAGAAGGGGAGACAUAAGCAGAUAAAGGAGAGGCAAAGCAUCAAGGAGUGCAUACCCAGCAGAGUUGUAUGAACGAUCCCCAAGGCCAGUCGUGAUGGUAUCGCUAAUGAUUAAAACCUCACACGAUUGGUGGAAUUGUAUUUGUUGUAAACGCAUUUCUCUUCGUUAAUCCUAGCGAGCUUGAGAAGCCACACGGGCUAUAUUAGUAACGAAGAGCGUCUCACAUGUCGUACUAGGCUGGACCACCACAUUAUUAUUGCGAAAGAGAGUCAUUUCAGCUUCAUUCUCAAAGAGA
Messenger RNA from Fusarium redolens, 2094 nucleotides. RefSeq lists its product as uncharacterized. The record is from RefSeq and is a predicted model, not a curated record. The coding region runs from base 269 to 1795 and encodes 508 amino acids. Lineage: Eukaryota; Fungi; Ascomycota; Sordariomycetes; Hypocreales; Nectriaceae. The transcript is spliced from 2 exons.